Hemiscyllium ocellatum (epaulette shark) is the source of this 1784-nucleotide messenger RNA. RefSeq names its product glycogen synthase kinase binding protein (gene gbp). NCBI's taxonomy places the organism in Eukaryota, Metazoa, Chordata, Chondrichthyes, Orectolobiformes, Hemiscylliidae. Bases 325 to 924 code for a protein of 199 amino acids. The transcript has a single exon. Gene Ontology annotation, cellular component: cytoplasm. The record is from RefSeq and is a predicted model, not a curated record.
GGGCGAUGUCUUGUCGAUCACCCCUCUCCUUGGCUCGAAGGAUGGUUGUUUCCGAGUUGACGUCAUCCUUUGUUUACACCUGAAAGCCCGCGGCUCCGGGAUCGGGACUCGGACCGAACUCUGCUCCGCUGCUGCCUCAACAUUAACACCUCCCCGCCAGCCCACACCCCCACCCCACCCCACCCCACCCCCUUCUUUAAACACAGCCCCGGGGACCGCCGUUACAAUCCAUUCAUUCUUCAGAUUGGCACUUUUGUUUACCACACACUCCUCCCGUCAACAAAAGAAAAAAAAACACACCACCAUGUUAGCAGGUACAAGCUAAUGUGUUCGACCGAAAGACAGACGAGACAGAAAGAAAGAGCAUUAUCCACCACCGGCAGCACAGAGACAACGGGCAAGAUCAAGAUGCCGAGGCGCAGGGAGAGCUUCCUCUUGCUCGAACAGGCCGUCACGGUCGACUCGAAGGAGAUCGACGCUUUAGUGGCUAAAAUCGGCGAGACGUUGCAGUUCCAGCGGAUGCCCCACGGUACGAAACAGCACCAGCAGCAGCAGCAACAACAACAGCAGCACCAGCAGCAGCAGCAGAGUCAGCAACUCCAGUACCAGCAGCGGCUGUACCGCCAACACCAGCAGGAGCCCCGCGUCUCCGCCAAGUGCGGCCUGUGUUGUAUCGAGCGCUGGAAGGUGCCCAGUCGCAACAAGCCGUACAGCGUGCCGCACCGGCUCCGGGAGGCGGCGGCCAACACAGCCGAGAGCAGCCAGCACACCAUGCGCCCGUCCCCGGAGUGCGGUCCGCGGCAGCCCGCUCACCAGAAACUCGAGCAGCUCUUGUCCUCCGGCAAUCUGAUCAAAGAGGCGGUGAGGCGCCUCCACACCCGGCACCACUAUGCACACAUCUACUCCGAAAAGCUCACUCUGUAGCGGAGAAGACAUUGGCAACAAUCACCUACCCCCACCCCGGGCUUGUGGGGGUGGGGAUGGUGCAGAAUACAACCGGAGGAGACAGAAAGGGUGAAGAGAGAAAUAAAUCUACAAUUUAAAGCCCCAAUCAUUUCAUUAUUAGCAACCGUGGCUGAUUAUAAAAUAAAACACUUCGAAACGAUCACAACUCGAAUUGAUGCAGGACUACGGUGUGAAAUUUGAAAGCUUAUUUUUUAUAUAUAUAAUGUUUUGUCUUAAAGCACUGUAUGAUAUUCUUAGGGAGGUUAAUAAAACCCUUGGGAUCCACUUUUGCACCAGUCCUCUGACUACAGAGUUUUUUUUAAACAAACGAUCCAAGAUACAAAAGGUGGAUAUUGACUUUUAUUUUUUUUGAACGGGUAUUCCUGAGAUUACACGACAUAUGUUUACAGCAGAGAAUCGCACUGGUGUCUGGUGCUUGUUUUUUGAAGUCAAGGCACCACAAGGUCGUUAUCAUGCCGACCUGGAUUUGUUUUUUUUGGUUUCUCUUUGGACUCUGUGUUUUGAUUGACCGUUUCCACAAAUGUUUGAAUUCCCCAAACCGUUUUAUCAGCGUUGAACUGAGUAACACAUGGCAGCUGAGACGAGACAACCCCUCAUUCCAACUGUAGACACAGUACACCAGGAAUUCCGCGAACUGUUUACAGUACGUGUCGUACCCCACGGGCUUUGGGACCUGGUUUAAUGGACAAGUAGGGUUAAGUACGCUGUUAUUUAAUAGUCAUUUAAUUUUAGCCACAAUCAAUACGUGUAUACUUCGUAACGGAGUAUUUUGUUGUUCCUGUUAUUCAGGAAUUGAUGUGUUUAAUAAAAUGAUGCAG